AUGGUGGAGGUAGAAGUGGAGGUGGAGAUAAAGGUGGAGGUAGAAGAGGUGGAGGUAGAAGAGGUGGAGGUGGAGGUGGAGGUAGAAGAGGUAGAGGUGGACGUGGAGGUGGACGUAGAAGAGGUGGAGGUGGAGGCUACUUCUGCUCUGAUUGCUUCCUACUUCCUCCCUACUUCCCCCUACAUCUGCCCUACCCCCCACGUCCUCCCUACGUCCCCCUACUUCUGUCCUACCCCCCACGUCCUCCCUACGUCCCCCUACUUCUGUCCUACCCCCCACGUCCUCCCUACUUCCCCCUACUUCUGUCCUACCCCCCACGUCCUCCCUACUUCCCCUUACUUCUGUCCUACCCCCCACGUCCUCCCUACUUCCCCCUACUUCUGUCCUACCCCCCACGUCCUCCCUACUUCCCCCUACUUCUGUCCUACCCCCACGUCCUCCCUACUUCCCCCUACUUCUGUCCUACCCCCCACGUCUUCCCUACUUCCCCCUACUUCUGUCCUACCCCCCACUUCCUCCCUACUUCCCCCCUACUUCUGUCCUACCCCCCCACGUCCUCCCUACUUCCCCCUACUUCUGUCCUACCCCCCACGUCCUCCCUACGUCCCCCUACUUCUGUCCUACCCCCCACGUCCUCCCCUACGUCCCCCCUACUUCUGUCCUACCCCCCACGUCCUCCCUACGUCCCCCUACUUCUGUCCUACCCCCCACGUCUUCCCUACUUCCCCCUACUUCUGUCCUACCCCCCCACGUCCUCCCUACUUCCCCCUACUUCUGCCCCUACCCCCCCACGUCCUCCCUACUUCCCCCUACUUCUGUCCUACCCCCCACGUCCUCCCUACUUCCCCCUACUUCUGCCCUACCCCCCCCACGUCCUCCCUACUUCCCCCUACUUCUGUCCUACCCCCCACGUCCUCCCUACUUCCCCCUACUUCUGUCCUACCCCCACGUCCUCCCUACUUCUGUCCUACCCCCCCACGUCCUCCCUACUUCCCCCUACUUCUGUCCUACCCCCCACGUCCUCCCUACUUCCCCCUACUUCUGCCCUACCCCCCACAUCCUCCCUACUUCCCCCUACUUCUGUCCUACCCCCCACAUCCUCCCUACUUCCCCCCUACUUCUGUCCUACCCCCCACGUCUUCCCUACUUCCCCCAACAUCUGUCCUACCCCCCACAUCUUCCCUACGUCCCCCUACUUCUGUCCUACCCCCCACGUCCUCCCUACUUCCCCCUACUUCUGUCCUACCCCCCACGUCCUCCCUACGUCCCCCCUACUUCUGUCCUACCCCCACGUCCUCCCUACGUCCCCCUACUUCUGUCCUACCCCCCCACGUCUUCCCUACUUCCCCCUACUUCUGUCCUACCCCCCACGUCCUCCCUACGUCCCCCUACUUCUGUCCUACCCCCCACGUCCUCCCUACUUCCCCCUACUUCUGUCCUACCCCCCACGUCCUCCCUACUUCCCCCCUACUUCUGCCCUACCCCCCACGAUCUCCCUACUUCCCCCUACUUCUGCCCUACCCCCCACAUCCUCCCUACUUCCCCCUACUUCUGUCCUACCCCCCACGUCCCCCCUACUUCCCCCUACUUCUGUCCUACCCCCCACGUCCCCCCUACUUCCCCCUACUUCUGCCCUACCCCCCACGUCCUCCCUACUUCCCCCUACUUCUGUCCUACCCCCCACGUCCUCCCUACUUCCCCCUACUUCUGUCCUACCCCCCACGUCCUCCCUACUUCCCCCUACUUCUGUCCUACCCCCCCAUGUCCUCCCUACUUCCCCCUACUUCUGCCCCUACCCCCCCACGUCCUCCGUACUUCCCCGUACAUCUGCCCUACCCCCCAUGUCCUCCCUACCCCCCUACAUCCUAA
Salmo salar (Atlantic salmon) is the source of this 1869-nucleotide messenger RNA. Lineage: Eukaryota; Metazoa; Chordata; Actinopteri; Salmoniformes; Salmonidae. The record is from RefSeq and is a predicted model, not a curated record.